GUACUAUUUUAGAAAUCAUAAAAAUAUUUACCCGCUACGGAUAGUACCGUUUGUUUUAUCUCAAUUUUUGUUAAGCGACCACAAAAAUGAUAAGAACCUUGUGUGUAUGCCAUUGAGUAAAUACUCCUCUAUGGCGCGAGUGUUAUCAACAUUGACAAUAUUUAUCAUAUCGUUACCCGCUGUGUGCAGCUCAUCGCACUCGCGUCUCGCAUUCAUGUAUUUUAACUAUUUUUAAGACUACGCGCUGGAUCACGUUUCUUAUUUCGUUUUAAAUUUUUUCAUUUUGUUUCCAAUAUUUGACGAUGCUUAAGAGAUUUACAGCGAGCGCGCUAUAUGCGAUUCGCCUGCCGAUUAACUGGCAACCGACGUCAAACGUUUGUGUUUGUCGGACUUUGGAAUUCAAGAAAAAUAGAUUGGAGAUUGACAACGAAGAACCUCAAAAAAAGAUUAGACCCAAAACGGUGCCGCAACCAAAAAUUACAUUGUUGGGAUUAGAAAAGGAUGUAUCUGUAGUAACAAUGGAUGUAGCAUCCAAGAUGUGUGAAAGACGAGGCCUGAAAUUGGUAAAAAUUAUUGAUAUUGACACUAAAACACAGCGACCUGUAUACCAAAUGAUGACAGCCAAUCAGUUCCUCAAAGAGGAUCAUAAAAAUCAUCAAAAUAAGGAUGAGAAAAAUCAUAAUCAACUCAAAAAGGAGAAAACAGUACUGAUAAAUUGUCGUAUUGGCCAAAGUGAUUUAGAAUCAAAAGUAAAUAAUAUUCAUAAAUGGCUAUCUAAAAUGCAUGAAGUAAGAAUGACAAUCACUGGUGAUACAGCUAAUGAAGUUGCUGAUGAACUCAUCAAAAUGACUCAAGACUAUUCAAGAGUUGUUCAAAGACGACAAAAAGGAGAUACUGUCAAGUUUCAAUUAUUACCUCCAAAAAUAUCUUAAUUCUUAAUGUUUUAGUUAUAUGUGCCUAUUUUUAAAUAAUAUAUAUUUUUUUUUAA
Messenger RNA from Rhopalosiphum maidis (corn leaf aphid), 988 nucleotides. RefSeq names its product translation initiation factor IF-3, mitochondrial (gene mIF3). NCBI's taxonomy places the organism in Eukaryota, Metazoa, Arthropoda, Insecta, Hemiptera, Aphididae. Gene Ontology annotation, biological process: mitochondrial translational initiation; ribosome disassembly. Gene Ontology annotation, cellular component: mitochondrion. Bases 303 to 932 code for a protein of 209 amino acids. The record is from RefSeq and is a predicted model, not a curated record. The transcript has a single exon. Gene Ontology annotation, molecular function: ribosome binding; translation initiation factor activity.